This is a messenger RNA of Coniosporium apollinis CBS 100218, 660 nucleotides long. RefSeq names its product superoxide dismutase [Mn], mitochondrial. Gene Ontology annotation, cellular component: mitochondrion. The transcript has 2 exons. The coding region runs from base 1 to 660 and encodes 219 amino acids. Gene Ontology annotation, biological process: superoxide metabolic process. The record is from RefSeq and is a predicted model, not a curated record. Gene Ontology annotation, molecular function: superoxide dismutase activity; metal ion binding. NCBI's taxonomy places the organism in Eukaryota, Fungi, Ascomycota, Dothideomycetes.
AUGGACGCAAAACCGGCGCAGUUCCAUCUUCCUCCGCUUCCGUACGCGUACCAUGCCCUCGAACCCCACAUCUCCCGCCAAAUCAUGGAGCUCCACCACACCAAGCACCACCAAACCUACAUCACCAAUCUGAACGCGGCCCUUCAAACCCAAGCCACCGCGAUGUCGACCUCCGACCUCGCCACCCAGAUCUCUCUCCGUGCAGCCAUCACCUUCAACGGCGGUGGCCACAUCAACCAUUCCCUCUUCUGGCUGAACAUGGCUCCCGCCUCCUCCCCGGACACCAAGACGUCCUCCGCGCCCACGCUCACGGAGGCUAUCAUCAGGAAGUGGGGCGGCGAGAAGGAGUUCAAGGACGCAUUCAGCAAGGCGUUGCUCGGUAUCCAGGGCAGCGGAUGGGGCUGGCUUGUCAAGCAGGAGGGAGCCAAGGAGUCGAGCUUGACGAUUGUAAUCACAAAGGAUCAGGACCCCGUUGUUGGCGCUGGCCAGGUGCCGGUUCUGGGAAUCGAUAUGUGGGAGCAUGCGUACUACCUGCAGUAUCUAAAUGGCAAGGCGGCGUAUGUGGAGAACAUCUGGAAUGUGAUUAAUUGGAAGGUGGCUGAGGAGCGGUAUCUGGGUGCGCAGGCGGAUGCUUUCAAGGUGCUCAAGGCGAGCAUGUAG